Carassius auratus (goldfish) is the source of this 4974-nucleotide messenger RNA. It is a transcript of the gene grip2a, whose product is annotated as glutamate receptor interacting protein 2a. Gene Ontology annotation, biological process: neurotransmitter receptor transport, endosome to postsynaptic membrane. Gene Ontology annotation, molecular function: protein binding. Bases 926 to 4114 code for a protein of 1062 amino acids. NCBI's taxonomy places the organism in Eukaryota, Metazoa, Chordata, Actinopteri, Cypriniformes, Cyprinidae. The record is from RefSeq and is a predicted model, not a curated record. The transcript is spliced from 24 exons.
UGGGGGCUGAGAGAGGAGUGAGGGGUUCGGCUCUGUUUGUGUUUAAUAUUAGUGUCUAUAUUAGCUUUCCGGUAGGAAGAUUCUCUCGGGCACAGAGCGCAGGAAUGUGUGUAUGUGUGUGAACAAACAUGAUUAAUAGGCCAGUGCAGGAAGGAAGAGCACAUGUGAGCGGCGAGAAGCUGAAGAAGUGAGGGAGGAGUGGCAGAAAGGAGGGUGGAGAGGAGAGAAGAAGCGAGUGUGUGUUCUGUCCGGGUCUGAUCUCUGUGAAGCACUGGAGCGUUCGGAUACAUUCCCAUACUGCAGCACUGUCAUCUCUGGAUAAACUACCAUCUGCUUCGGCUCACGCUACAAACCCAGAACUGAAUCUGUGCGAGCGGAUCACAUGUGUUUUACAGAUGACUGACUGGAGACUAGUUGCAUGCGUGGAUUGGCAGGCGGAGGAGACCGCGUUAUGCUGUCUGGAAAGAGCAAACUGGAGUGACACUGGAAUGUCUCAGGAAUAAUCCAGUUGCAGCAAUGCAACCUUUUUUCAGUCGCUCAUUCAUGCAUUAUACACUUACAUUCGCUCACGUGGACCUGCAGUAGAGAUAUAUUUGAUCAUUGAAAUUGAUCAAUUGAUUAUUGAAAAAGCUGUAAUUCUAUAUGACUUUCCUGUAUGGAUUGCACAUCAUCUGUGCAACAGGAUCAGCUAUAGCUAAAACUAUCUGAGGUGGCUGAAUGGGUUCUUCUUCAGGACCAUCAUUUCAUUGCUUUUCAAAGAGGAUUCGUUCUUAAAGGAAUCCUAACUGAAGUCACACAUGUAAUAUGGCUUAACUGGACAGAUAGGUUAGGAUGGUAAUUUCCAGGUUUGCGCUUUAACAAACAGUUUGGUCAAUUUAGUUAGAUCCUGAAAUGAUGUGUGGCAGAAUGGAAUCGUGAUAUUCCCAUGAUGCUGUGUGGUUUGAGGAGAGAAGGUCGCAACAACAGCGAAGAUGUCCCAUACACGAAGGGAAGCAAAGAUGCCGCAAGUGACAGCAGCGGCCUCAACAAGAGGAGCAGUAUAGCUGAUGAGCAGAGAGGUGUGACGACAGUGGAACUGAUUAAAAAAGAGGGCAGCAGUCUCGGCCUCACGAUCUCCGGAGGAUGUGACAAGGACGGCAAGCCAAGAGUAUCAAACCUGAGACCAGGAGGUCUCGCCAUCCGGAGUGACCAGCUCAAUGUCGGAGACUAUAUCAAAUCAGUGAACGGGAUAAACCUGUCCAAACUCAGACACGAUGAGAUCAUCAGCAUGCUGAAGAACAUCGGUGAGCGUGUGGUGCUGGAGGUGGAGUACGAGCUGCCGCCUUUCGCUCCCAACAAUCCCUGCAGCAUCAUCUCUAGAACUAUUGAAGUGUGCUUGGAGAAAGAAGGGAACAGUUUUGGCUUCGUUCUUAGAGGGGGCUUUCAUGAGGACUGGCAUAAGGCUCGACCUCUAGUAGUGACCUACGUCAGGCCCGGCGGACCCGCAGACAGAGAGGGAACCCUGCGAGCGGGCGACCGUGUGUUGAGCGUGAACGGUGUUGCUGUGAACAGACAGAAACAUGCUGAUGCUCUGACCCUGAUCAUGCAGAGCAGCCAGGAGGCUUUCUUCCUCAUCGAGUACGACAUCAUGGUCAUGGACUCGGUCCAGAAGUCGUCUGGGCCGCUGCAGGUGGACAUCGCCCGCUCCGCAGGUUCAGUGCUGGGACUCAGUCUCGCUACCUCCCUCUACAGGAACAAACAGGUCAUUACAAUCCAGAAAAUCAAGCCUGCUAGUGUUGCAGACAGAUCUGGUGCUUUGCAUGUGGGAGAUAUUCUCCUGGCUAUAGAUGGCAUGAGCACAGAGCACUGCUCUCUGAUGGAGGCUCAGCAGCUCCUGUCCAGCUCCUCAGAGCUCACCAAACUAGAGAUCCUGCCCUCUCAGCACGGCUCACAUGACACAGUACGUGUCCAGAGGAGUAGUCAGCGUCAGUGGGACUCUAGUGAGAACUACACCUGCGCUCCUCCACCUUUCCAAAAAAAACCCUCGACCUGGAGUCACACCACCCCUACACCCUCACACCGAUCUGUGACGUCUGGCAUCUCUGCAAACACCUCAGGCUUUCACAGUUACAACUGUGGCACCCAUUCGACGAACCCCAACACCUAUCCCAGCAGCACCCUGCCCUCCUACCCGUCCAGCCCUCGCUGCACCGCCACCAAGAGGAGACAAAGAAGAAGAGACCACAAGAGCUCAUUGUCUCUGGCCUCGAGUACGGUGGGUGCCGGCGGUCAGGUGGUGCAUAUAGAGACCAGUGUGGUGCUUCUGAGAGGAGAUCCUCUUUCUGGAUUCGGCCUGCAGUUACAGGGGGGAGUGUUUGCUACCGAACCUCUGUCAGCACCUGCAUGUGUUCGCUUUAUAGAGCCUGACACACCUGCUGAAAGGUGUGGGGUGUUACAAGUUGGAGAUAGAAUUCUUUCUAUUAAUGGAAUUCCCACUGAGGACGAAACACUGGAAGAAGCCAAUCAGCUGCUCCGAGAUGCAGCACUGGCCAAUAAGGUCACACUGGAGGUGGAGUUUGAUGUUGCAGAAUCAGUCAUUCCCAGCAGUGGCACAUUUCAGGUUAAAUUGCCCAAGAGACGUGGAGUGGAGCUGGGCAUCACGAUCAGUGCGAGCAAGAAGCCAGGAAAACCUUUGAUCAUCUCUGAGAUACAGAGAGGCAGUACUGCACACAGAAUAGGAACCCUGGAGCCAGGUGAUCGUCUGCUGGCUAUUGAUAAUGUUCGGCUGGAUAAUUGUGGGAUGGAAGAAGCCAUGAUGGUCCUGCAGCAGGCCGAGGGGAUGGUCAAACUGCGGAUUCAGAAAGAUGAAGACAACCUGGAUGAAUUAGAGUCGUCCGGUUCAGUCAUAUUCACAGUAGAGCUCAAGAGACACGGAGGUCCUCUUGGAAUCACCAUUUCAGGCACUGAAGAGCCCUUCAACCCCAUCCUGAUCUCCAGCCUGACCCGUAACGGCCUCGCGCACAGGACUGGUGCUCUUCAUAUCGGUGACCGUGUUUUGGCCAUCAAUAACAUGAGUCUCAAGGGAAAACCUCUGAGCGAGGCCAUCCACCUGCUGCAGACCGCCGGAGACACGGUUACACUCAAGAUCAAGAAGCGAUCUGAACCAAUUUUGGAGUCGGAGAGGGGCAGUCCGUCCAGGACGGCCUCAUGCGUGAGCGACAUGGAAGACGAUCGCUCAGAUUCUCUCAGGAGAGGGAAAUACUCUGAACUUCAUCGCCUGACCACACCGCCCAGUCUGGAUUCAGCCAUGGACUCGUGGGAUAGUUCGGCCUUAGAUGCCGGCUAUGGAAGUCAAGGUGUCUAUAUUCAUAGGGCAUCUGAUUUCACUCUUCAUCCUAAUGACUGGAGACAGACCAAUCACAGGAGCCCACUGCUCUCCAGAAGACACGCCCACCAUCCUGCAGUGUAUGAUGGGAGGCUGGGCGAUGAGGACUGGACAUACUCUGGAUCUGUCAGUCCCUCACGCUGUCACAACCACAACAGUACAGACGCUCAGGAGAACUACUGGUCACAAGCUCUUCAGGACCUGGAGACCUGCGGCCAAUCGAAAAUCCUGCGGGAGCUUGAGGCCACUAUAAUGUCAGGCAGCACGCUGAGUUUGGGAGAAGACUGCGAGAACCAGAAUGAAAGCAGGACCAGAGCUCUCACACUGAACCCAGAGAGGACCUCAGAGAACACCGCUGUAGCGGAGGACGUGAAGGACACCAGCCCAUCCAUGCCAUUGGAGCUCCAUAAAAUCUGUAUACAGAAGGAUGUUGACAGCAGGGAUUUUGGGUUCAGCCUGUCUGACGGUCUGCUGGAAAAGGGUGUCUACGUUAACAUGAUCCGCCCGGAUGGGCCUGCAGACCAAGCUGGGUUACGCCCAUAUGACCGUAUUCUACAGGUCAAUCAUGCACGGACCCGUGAUUUUGACUGCUGUCUAGCUGUGCCAUUGAUCACAGAGGCCGGAGAGCAUCUGCAGCUGGUCAUUAGCAGAAACCCUCUCGCUCAGGCACACAUCUGGCCACCUAAAAACUGUCAGGACCCUGAACUGCCCGUGGUUCCUGCACCAAAUCCAAAAAGAGUUGACCUCUGAUUCCCAAAAAUGAGCAACACGGAGCACAAUUUCAGUUGUUUCACACAAAUGGUUCUCUCUGUCAACUGCACAAUGGACACAUUAGCACUAUUUUUAUUAAUUAUCAUUUUUGAACUUUUUUUUUGUUUGUCACAAUUUAAUUACCCACUACUGUUUUUUUUUUCAUCCUUUUUAAAUAAUCCAGCACCAAACAAGCCACAUCUUCAAAGUUUAUUUAACCACUCACACAGGCACGCGAGUUAUAUUUAUACACUUUGCGAAUAUGGAAAUACUUUAGUUACACAAAACAUGUCAAGUUCAUCUUCAUACAUGCCACUUUUGUUUCUAAUAUGAAUAAAUGACACUCAUUUAGUUUCUGCUGUCAACAAUAACGCUUUGAUGUUGAUGCAGAUCUGCGGGUUUUUACAAAACACAGAGAAAUCUUCAAGCCAUCUUUUGUCUGUUCAGACGGUGAAAAUCUUUCUCUAAAAUCAUGACAGUUUGACAAUCUGAUAUUUUAGAAAUGUUCUGAUGAAAAGGUUUUCUCUGUUCCAGAGUGACGUCUUGAUGUGAAUGUUUCAGGUGCAUGUGAUGUCAUUUGUGUACCUUAAGGAAUUUUAGAGGAUUUUAUGGCUUUAUAUCCUGAUGCACACCAGGAAUAAAUUCCGAUUUUAAGUGAAGUCCUUCAAAGGAACUUGUUUUAAGUGUAACUUUUAAACCGAUAAUCUCUGUAAAUCAUUUACCCACUAUCCUUUAUUCUUUGUAUAAAGCCCUUUUCCUGGAUGUUAAAUAUGUAGAAUGCAAUGAAUAAGAUGUACGUUUAAUAUUCUUGGGUUAGAAAUGAUUAUUUGCUUUUUUAAAAUAAAAUAAAGGCUAAGAAC